GAACGAGCCAAUCGGCGGUGGAAGGCAGAGUUGUCCCUGUGGCCGCCAUUAAAGAAAGGAAUCCAUGAAUUCAAAUGGAAACCAACAGGAACCGAGGCUCCAAUAAUGAUCGAAAUAAUCGUUAAAAUAUAGGCCGGCGCCACCUUAUCGAGACGUCCGCGCAGGAUGUGUUCCGUUUCUGGACUGAAUUUGGCGAUGGAGGAGUGAGACAGGACGCUUUUAUUAUUUUUUAUUUUUUAAGCGGACACCGUUUUAGGGCUUAAGGGGGAGGGGGAGAGUUGCUUCUUUGCUCUCCUUUUCUUUUUGUUUUAUCAACAUUUUUCUGCUUCCUUCCACUGGGUUUGACAUGUCGACCUAAAAGACCACGCCGUCUCUUUUUAUUCUUUUUUCCCCCCCUCUCUCUCUCUCCCUCUCUCUCUCUCUGUCGCUCUCUCUCUAAAUCGGGGAAGGUUGUUGAAUUAACUCUCCUCCAGCCAAAUGUUGCAAAAAAUAUCUCUCGCUGAUUAAAGCCGUGCAACAUCUGAGAAAACAACGAUUGUUCUUUAUUUCCACCGGGAAGCGACACGAUGGAGAGUUGGACCUUGCAGUGAAGAAGGAUGAGUUCUUGUUUUGUACCAAACGGGGCCAGCUUGGAGGAUUGCCAUUCCAAUCUAUUCUGUCUGGCUGAUUUGACCGGGAUCAAAUGGAAGAGGUUUGUGUGGCAGGGUCCCACCUCUGCGCCCAUCCUCUUCCCGGUGACGGAGGAGGACCCCAUCCUGUGCAGCUUCAGUCGCUGCCUGAAGGCCGACGUGCUGAGCGUGUGGCGGCGCAGCCAGCGGCAGGGCCGGAGGGAGCUCUGGCUCUUCUGGUGGGGCGACGACCCCAACUUCGCUGAUCUCAUCCACCACGACCUUGCAGCCGAGGACGAUGGGCUGUGGGAGAACGGCCUCUCCUACGAGUGUCGCACUCUGCUGUUCAAAGCCAUCCACAACUUGCUUGAGCGCUGCCUCAUGAAUCGAAGCUUUGUCCGCAUCGGCAAGUGGUUUGUCAAGCCCUACGAGAAGGAUGAGAAGCCCAUCAACAAGAGCGAGCACCUGUCCUGCGCCUUCACCUUCUUCUUACACGGUGAGAGCAACGUGUGCACCAGUGUGGAGAUCAACCAGCACCAGCCCGUCUACCACCUCACAGAGGAGCACCUCACCCUGGCUCAGCAGGCGUCCAGUCCCUUCCAAGUUAUCCUGAGUCCGUUUGGUUUGAACGGGACGCUCACCGGCCAGUCGUUCAAGAUGUCAGACCCGCCCACCCAGAAGCUGAUUGAGGAGUGGAACCAGUUCUAUCCCAUCAGUCCCAGUGCCAAGGAGUGUGUGUCAGAGGACAAGGCGGAGGACAUGGACUGGGAGGAUGACUCUCUAGCCUCGGUGGAGGUCCUCGUUGGCGGUGUUCGUAUGGUGUACCCUGCCUGCCUCGUGCUGGUACCGCAGUCAGACAUCCCUGUCGUGGCCCCUGUGGGGUCCUCCCACUGCACUGCCGUCUACUCGGGUGGCCACCAAGUGCCUGCUUCCCAGCGAGAGCCUGCCAUGUCUUUGGUGACCCUCACCCCUCCGACAUCACCUGAAGAGGCGCAGACAGUGGACUCUCACUCGGCCCAGAAGUGGGUGAAGAUGCCUUCAUCAUCCGAUGCGUUCAGCGUGGACAGAACAAGUCACCAUGGAGGGAAGAUUCCACGCCGGCUUGCCAGUCAGGUGGUGGAGCGUGUCUGGCAAGAGUGCAAUAUCAACCGAGCUCAGAACAAACGAAAGUUUUCGGCUGCCACUAACGGUACCUGUGACGAGGAGCUGAAUGAGAAAGCGGGAGCCUGGGAUUUCGUGGGGCAUUCACAGAGGUCGUACUGCAGCUGUUCGAGAUACAAAUCAGUGAAGCAGCGAGCAGGCAGCACCCCGGGCCAAACGCAGUCAGCGGGCCAGCCCUCCCAGCCUCCCACCAAGCACAAAACCGGAGGAGAGAAGCCAGAAAAAGGCGACAAGCAGCAGAAAAGACCCCAGACGCCCUUCCAUCACCGCAGCCUGACGAGCGACGACGCCUCCAUGGAGACGGAGACGACGGCGGGCCAGCGGCUGUCCAUGAGGAGUCAGGAUGGAAGCCGCUUCUCCAGCAUUCGCUCUGCGGAUGUGUCCGCCAUCCAGAAAGCCCCCCAGCUGCACGGCGGGGCGGUCGGCGCCGGGCCGUCGGAGCAGGCCAACUCCCCCCAACCACCGCCACUUAGCCCCCACCCCUGCGAGCGCGGCGAGGAGCAAGGGGAGGGCAUGAAGAACCCUUCAACCCCCAACAGUCAACACUUCUACCAGCCGCCCCCGGAGCCCUGCCUGGUGGGGGUGAAGGGCGGCGGCGGCGGCUCCGAGGAGCCGGGCGGGCCGGAGGCUCUGAAUCAGCACUUCCACUCCCAUCACCCCCACCCCCACCCCGGAGCCUCGGCCUACUCCGAGCCUCCCGAGCCCUCGGUGUACGUGGGCGCCGCCAUCAACCUGGAGGACGACGGCUCCCACGCCCCGUGGAGGUUAUUUAACCUGCCCCGCAGGAAAGAGGCGGAGCUGCCCACGCCGCUGCUGCCCGGGGACAAGCUGCGGGACGAGACCCCCACGUCGCAGGACAACCUGGUGUCAGUCACAGAGGUGAUGUCCACAUCUAAAUGGCCACUGAAGGUGUCAGAGGAGCGGGUUCAGAUGUAUCGAGCCAGGAGGAACCAGUACCUUUCUGCAGCUGUGACUGAUGGGGACCACGAGCCCGAGGUGGACCCCUACGCCUUCGAGGAAGGAGACGUCAAGUUCACAUUCUCCAACAAGAAGGAUAAAGCAGGCGGGGAGCGCGAGCCCGGCAAAAAACAUAAGGGUGAAGACGGAGGAGCGGGACAGUCGGACGAUGCUCAGCGCGCGGCCGCUCACAACCGCAUGGCCUCCACCAGCCUGAUCCACGAGAUGGACCUGGUGGUGUCCAUCAACGACCUGGACAACCUCUUCAACUCGGACGAGGAUGAUCUGGCGCCUGGUUCCAGGCGACCGGUGAACGGAACGGACGAGAAAUUUGGCAGCAAGGAACCGAAGCCAUCCACUCUGGACCCCGUCUCCUGCAUUAGUUCAGCAGAUCUGCAUCAGAUGUUCCCCACGCCUCCCUCUUUGGAGCAGCACAUCAUGGGCUACUCCCCCAUGAACAUGUGCAGCAAGGAGUACGGCAGCAUGGAGCCCAGCACGGGCAUGACCACACUGGACGGCACCUCGUCGCUGGGAGGCCACUUCAAGAUCGAGGUGGAGGAGAGUUUCUGCAGCCCCAAGCCAUCCGAGAUCAAGGACUAUUCCUUCGUGUAUAAGCCAGAGCUGUGCCAGGCGUUCGUUGGCUGCUCCAUGUUCGCCCCCCUGAAGACGUUGCCCAGCCAGUGUCUUCCCCCCAUCAAGAUCCCAGAGGACUGCGUCUACCGGCCGAGCUGGACCAUGGGCAGGGAGAUGCUCAACCCCGUGCCCGUCAUGACCUUCGUCAACAAGGACAGUAACAUCCCCAGUGUGGGCAGCACCAUGGACCAGGACUACAGUCAGACCUACACGCCUCAGACGCACACGCCCUUCAUGUCGAACAGCGCUCCGCCCAGUAACAGCGGCGCGGGAAUCCUGCCGUCACCAGCCACCCCGCGUUUCUCCGCCCCCACCCCACGAACGCCGCGCACCCCCCGGACGCCCCGCGGCCCCUCCAGCGUCCAGGGCUCGCUCAAGUACGAGAACUCGGACCUGUACUCCCCGGCCUCCACGCCCUCCACCUGCCGGCCGCUGAACUCGGUGGAGCCGGCCACCGUGCCCUCCAUCCCCGAGGCCCACAGCCUCUACGUCACCCUCAUCCUCUCCGAGUCCGUCAUGAACCUCUUCAAGGACUGCAACUUCGACAGCUGCUGCAUCUGCGUGUGCAACAUGAACAUCAAAGGCGCCGACGUGGGCGUGUACCUGAGCGACCCGGUGGGCGAGGCCCAGGAGCCCUGCAGCUGCGGCUUCAGCGCCGUGGUCAACCGGCGCUACGGCAACGGCUCCGGCCUCUUCCUGGAGGACGAGCUGGACAUCAUCGGCCGCGGCUCGGACGUCAGCCGGGAGGCGGAGAAGCGCUUCGAGGAGCUGCGGCUCCACUCGCUGGAGAAGACGGGCGUCGGGAGGGGCGACCGCGUCCCCGACGAGCUGAUCCUGCUCCUGCAGGACCAGUGCACCAACCCCUUCUCGCCCAUAUCGGUCCCGGAGCACGACGCGGCGGCGCGGGGGCCGGGCGGGGCCCCCGUCCCGGCCUGCGUCCGGGUGGAGGAGAGGGACUACCACAGCGACUGCUACAUGGCCCUGGAGCACGGCCGGCAGUUCAUGGACAACAUGUCGGGGGGAAAGGUGGACGAGGCGCUGGUGAAGAGCACCUGCCUUCACCACUGGGCCAAGCAAAACGCAGUGGACGUGAGUGCGCUGUGCUCUCAGGACGUGCUGCGGGUGCUGAUGUCCCUGCAGCCCGUGCUCCAAGACGCCAUCCAGAAGAAGAGGACGGUGCGGUCGUGGGGCGUUCAGGGUCCCCUCACCUGGCAGCAGUUCCACAAGAUGGCCGGCCGGGGUUCAUACGGCACAGACGAGUCCCCGGAGCCUCUCCCCAUCCCCACCUUCCUGGUGGGCUACGAGUACGACUUUGUGGUGCUGUCUCCUUUCGGGCUGCCCUACUGGGAGAAGCUGCUGCUGGAUCCCUUCGGCUCCCAGCGGGACGUCGGGUAUCUGGUUGUUUGUCCCGACAACGAAGCUCUGCUCAGCGGCGCCAAGAGCUUCUUCAGAGACCUCACAGCUGUCUACGAGUCUUGUCGAUUGGGGCAGCACCGGCCCAUCUCCAAAGGCUACCCCGACGGCUUAGUUCUUGUAGGUGGCAGCGGAUCCAAGAGCCUGGUGGAUCAGCCAGUCAGCGAGUGGUUCCUCAAGGCUGCCAGUGGCAACAGCGACGCCUUCACCAAGCUCAAACUCUAUGCACAAGUCUGCCGCCACAACCUCGCUCCAUACCUCGCGUCACAGCCAUUAGACAGCUCCCUCAUCACGCAGCCCAGCCCCCCGCCCUCAUCCAGCCAAACGCCAUCCACACAAGUGUCGAGCUCCUCCUCCUCCUCCUCCUCCUCCUCCUCCUCCUCCUCCUCCUCCUCCUCCUCCAACGCAGCCGGCCAGCAGGGCACCACGAACAUCGCCAGCUCCUCGGUCCCCAACAGCACCACCAACACCAACAGCAGCAGCAACAACAGCGGGUCCGGAAACAGCUCUGCGUCAUCCAACAGCCUGGUGACGUCUUCGGGCCAGCCGGGCGGCGCCAUGCAGUCCGCCAAGCCCAACGCCUUCCCGCCGUUUGGAAACAUGGGCAGCCAGAGCCAGGGAGGCGGACAGCUGGGACAGCAGGCUGGUUCCCAGAACUCUGGCACCUCAGGGGAGAACUCCAGCAGCCAGGCACCGGGGUCCACAGAGCCCCCCGAAAGCACUUUGGAACGAGAGAAAGUGGGCGUGCCCACCGACGGGGAGUCCCACGCCAUCACGUAUCCACCCGCCAUCGUUGUUUACAUCGUGGACCCCUUCAGCUACGAGGAGGCGGACGGCGGGCCGGGCCCCGUGCCGGCCCAGUCCAGCGUGUGGACGCUGGGUUUGCUACGCUGCUACCUGGAGAUGCUUCAGUUUCUGCCGCCGCACAUCCGCAAUUCCAUCUCAGUACAGAUCGUCCCGUGCCAGUACCUGCUGCAGCCGGUACGAGGCGAAGACCGCCACAUCUACGCCCAGCACCUCAAGUCCCUGGCGUUCUCCGUCUUCGCCCAGUGCAGGCGGCCGCUGCCCACCUCCACCCACGUCAAGUCCCUGACGGGCUUUGGGCCGGGCCUGGCCGUGGACACCGCGCUGAGGAGCCCGGAGAGGCCGGAGUGUCUGCGCCUGUACACGCCGCCGUUCAUCCUCGCGCCGGUCAAAGACAAGCAGACGGAGCUCGGGGAGACGUUCGGCGAGGCCUCGCAGAAAUACAACGUGCUGUUCGUGGGAUACUGUCUGUCCCACGACCAGCGGUGGCUCCUGGCGACGUGCACCGACCUGUACGGGGAGCUGCUGGAGACGUGCAUCAUCAGCAUCGACGUGCCGAACAGGGCGCGGAGGAAAAAGGGCUCGGUCCGGCGGCUCGGCCUGCAGAAGCUGUGGGACUGGUGCUUGGGCCUGGUGCAGAUGACGUCCGUGCCGUGGAGGGUGGUGAUCGGCCGACUGGGCAGGAUCGGACACGGAGAGUUGAAAGACUGGAGCAUUCUGCUGAGCAGGAGGAACCUCCAGUCGCUCAGCCGCCGCCUCAAGGAGAUGUGCCGGAUGUGCGGCAUCUCCGCCUCGGACACUCCCAGCAUCCUCAGCGUGUGCCUGGUUGCCAUGGAGCCGCAGGCAUCUUUCAUCAUCAUGCCAGACUCUGUGUCCACCGGCUCGGUGUUCGGCCGCAGCACCACGCUCACCAUGCAGACGUCCCAGCUGAGCACGCCCCAGGACACCUCCUGCACCCACAUCCUGGUCUUCCCCACCUCCGCCUUCGUCCAAGUCGCCAGCUCCAACUACACCAACAUCGACACCAACCUCGACAUCCUCAACGCCACCACGGACGGGUCCGAUGCCAUCGGGAUCUUUGACCUGCUGGACCAGGAGAACGAGUUAGUGGACCCAGACAUCAUCAACAUCUCGCCCACCACGUCCCCGGUACACUCCCCCGGCUCGCACUACCACCACGGAGGCGACGGCAGUAAGGGUCAGAGCACCGACCGGAUGGAGUCUCACGAAGAGGUUCCCAACCUGCUGCAGCAGCCUCUGGCUCUCGGGUACUUCGUCUCCACGGCCAAGGCCGGCCCGCUGCCCGACUGGUUCUGGUCCGCGUGUCCGCAGGCGCAGAACCAGUGUCCUCUCUUCCUCAAGGCCUCUUUGCACCUCCAUGUGUCUUCAGUGCAAUCAGACGAACUGCUGCACAGCAAACACUCCCACCCCCUCGACUCCAAUCAGACCUCAGAUGUACUCAGAUUCGUGCUGGAGCAGUACAACGCCCUCUCCUGGCUGACGUGCGACCCGGCCACGCAGGACCGCCGAUCGUGUCUGCCCAUCCACUUCGUGGUGCUCAACCAGAUGUACAACUUCAUCAUGAACAUGUUGUAGCCGCGGAGGACACAUUUCCGAGGCGCAGGAGGAACCGCCGAGCCGCUCCGGGCCCUCGCUCCCGCUCCUUGUGCUCCAGAGACACGCACACCACAGAGAAGGGAAUCCGGAGAGAGCGGCGGGUCGGCUGUGGCGGUCUGUAGCGCGGCGGCGCGGCCGGUCGCCGGUCUGUAACCUUAUCGGAAGAAAAGGGACGAAUUCGAUCAAAGGAGGAAAAAAAAAAAAGCUCGGUUUUGAGACGUGAAAUUCCUUUUUAAUUCCGUUUGGAUGAGAUACGAUCCAAAUGAAAUGCCUGCAUCUAUCUUAUUUAUUGUAAGUUUUUAAAUGUAUAAUUUGUCUUAUUUCUUAACCUCUUUUAUAUAUAAAAAAUGGCGAAGGUUUAUACCACCUUCCUGCUUUAAAGCAAUUGGUCGAAGAUAUAUGUAAUCGUCUUAAUUGAUAAAAAAAAAACAAAAACAACCAGGACAAAAAAAAAACUCCCAUAAAAAUGAGAUAAAGUUCCC
Messenger RNA from Salarias fasciatus (jewelled blenny), 7675 nucleotides. RefSeq names its product mediator complex subunit 13a (gene med13a). The transcript is spliced from 30 exons. The coding region runs from base 597 to 7172 and encodes 2191 amino acids. Gene Ontology annotation, biological process: positive regulation of transcription by RNA polymerase II. NCBI's taxonomy places the organism in Eukaryota, Metazoa, Chordata, Actinopteri, Blenniiformes, Blenniidae. The record is from RefSeq and is a predicted model, not a curated record. Gene Ontology annotation, molecular function: transcription coactivator activity. Gene Ontology annotation, cellular component: mediator complex.